Thlaspi arvense is the source of this 879-nucleotide messenger RNA. The record is from the annotation of a GenBank genome assembly. Lineage: Eukaryota; Viridiplantae; Streptophyta; Magnoliopsida; Brassicales; Brassicaceae.
AUGGGUAGACUUAGAAGCCCCCUUUGCUUUCUGUCUCUUCUUGUUCUUUUCCUCGCCGCCGAAUCCGCCGAUUACACCUCCUUGGUGUACAAGGGCUCUGCAAAGCAAGCUCUGACAGAUCCAUCUGGGGUAUACUCGCAAGCUCUCUCAUCCCUGUUUGGUUCUCUGGUUUCACAAUCCUCAAAAACCAAGUUCUUCAAGACCUCCGCCGGCGGCGGCCAGACCAACGUUUCAGGCCUUUUCCAGUGCCGGGGUGAUCUCUCCAACGUUGACUGCUACAACUGCGUCAGCCGUCUCCCCGUGCUUAUCGACAAGCUCUGCGGCGGGGACCCUGCGGCCGCCAGGGUCCAGCUCCAGGGCUGCUACAUGCUUUACGAGGUCGCCGGAUUUUCUGAGGUCUCCGGCAUGGAGAUGCUCUACAAGACCUGCUCUGGCAAGAACGCCGCCGGCAGCGGCUUCGACGAGCGCCGGGACGCGGCUUUCUCGGCGCUGACGAACAAUAUCGGAAGCUCCCCUGGGUUCUACACGACGAGUUACCAAUCGGUGUACGUGUUGGGUCAGUGUGAGGGAGAUUUAAGCACUUCUGAUUGUGGGAACUGCGUGAAGACCGCUGUGCAGAGGACUCAGGUGGAGUGUGGGAGCUCUGUUUCGGUGGUUGAAGGGGUUAAGAUUGAUUAUUGUAAUAAUGCUGGGAUGCAUUUGAUUCGUGUAGGGUCCGGAACAAAUACAGGGAAGACGGUGGCUAUCAUAUUGGGUGGUGCGGUAGGAGUGGGGUUUGUGGUGGUUUUGUUGAUGUUUGCGAGAAACUUGCUGAAGAAACAUGACGGUGAGCAUUCUAAAUCUUUUGACGUUUUUAAUUACUGUUUACAUAUACAUUGA